AUGCGGGCCGCCCAGACCCCCGCCGCGCAGCAGCGGCCCCGGCGCCCCCCCCUGCAGGAGCUGCGGCUGCAGCCGGGCGCCGAGCGCACCAGUCUCACCCCGCUGUUCCGCCGGCUGCGGCUCAAGGACCAUGACUGCGCCACCCCAGUGUCCUGCACCCGGGGGCCCCCCAGCAAUGUCACCCGGGUGCCCUGCACCCCAGGACCCCCCAGAAGUGCUAUCCUGCUCCCCCCCAGCAGCACCGUCCCAGAGUCCCCUGGGACUCCUGCCCUGGGGCCCAGCACCUUGAAGACCCCCGGCAGUCCCACCCUGAAGCCUGGUGCCCCUGAGCCCCCCAGGUAUCCCACCCUGGUGCCUGGUGCCCCAGAGCCCCCCAGCAGCACCAGCCUGGAGCCCCCUGGCAGUUCCACUCCAGGGCCCAGCACCCCGGAGCCCCCCAGAAGCCCUAUGCCAGCCCCGCUGUGCAGCUCCAUCAUGGGGCCCAGCACCCCAGAGCCCCCCGGCAGCACCGUGCCAGCCCCCCUGUGCAGCUCCAUCAUGGGGCCCAGCACCCCAGAGCCCCCCGGCAGCACCGUGCCAGCCCCCCUGUGCAGCUCCAUCAUGGGGCCCAGCACCCCAGAGCCCCCCGGCAGCACUGUGCCAGCCCCCCUGUGCAGCUCCAUCAUGGGGCCCAGCACCCCAGAGCCCCCCGACAGCACCGUGCCAGCCCCCCUGUGCAGCUCCAUCAUGGGGCCCAGCACCCCAGAGCCCCCCAGCAGCACCGUGCCAGCCCCCCUGUGCAGCCCCAACCUGGGGCCCAGCACCCCGGAGCCCCCCAGCAGCACAGUGCCAGCCCCCUUUUGCAGCCCCAACCUGGGGCCCAGCACCCUGGAGCCCCCCAGCAGCACGGUGCCAGCCCCCUUGUGCAGCCCCAACCUGGGGCCCAGCACUCCGGAGCCCCCCAGCAGCAUGGUGCCAGCCCCCUUGUGCAGCCCCAACCUGGGGCCCAGCACUCCGGAGCCCCCCAGCAGCACGGUGCCAGCCCCCCUGUGCAGCCCCGUCCCAGGGCUAUGUACCCCGGAGCGCCCCAGCAGCACUGUGCCAAACCCCCUGUGCAGCCCAGUCCCAGGGCCAUGCAUGCCAGAGCCCCCCAGCAGCGCCAUGCCGGCCCCCAUAUGCAGCCCUGUCCUGGGGCCCUGCACACCAGAGCCCCCCAGCAGCGCCAACCCAGCACCCUGCACCCCAGGGCCCCCUGGCAUCAUCAGCUCAGUGCCUUGCACCCCGAACUCCCUGGGCAGCACCACUCUAGCACCCUGCACUCCCGGCCCCCCCGGCAGUGUCAGCCUGGCCUCCUGCACCCCAGGGCUCCCUGGCACCAGCUCCACCCCGCAGGAAGCUCCAUUCCACGGCUGGCGAGCGGUGCCCGCUGACCUCUCCUGCAGCCCCGUGGCCCCUGAGCCCUUGGCUGGAGAUGGGAGUGUGGGUCCCCCGCCUUGCCAAGACACCCCUGAGGGGUGCAAGUCCCCAGCCCCUGCCCCGCCAGAGCAGCCCCCGCCCAGACCCCCUCCCACUGAGGCAGGUAGGUCAGAGCAUGCCAGGUUGGAGGCAACGGCCACCCCCAUCCCCUCGCCCGAGGUGGCCCCGGGUGCUGUGUCCUGGGUGUUGCCGCUGGUGUGGCUGGAGAAGAGCCUCAACACCUCGUCUCUGCUGGAGUCCCUGCGGCACAGCCUGCCCCUGCCUGUGCCCACCGCGGUCGCCGGCACCAGCGUCACCCCUGUGCCCACCGCGGUCGCCGGCACCAGCGUCACCCCUGUGCCCACCGCGGUCGCCGGCACCAGCGUCACCCCUGUGCCCACCACGGUCGCCGGCACCAGCGUCACCCCUGUGCCCACCGCAGUCACUGGCACCUUCAUGACCCCCCGAGACCUGCGGGAAAAGAGCACAAACACAUCCGUGGGUGGCCCUCCAUGCGCCAAGGACAACGCUGCCGAAACAGACUCCCUGCUCUGGCACUGUCCCCGGGAGCAGCUGAAGUCCCUGCCACGGGCAGAGCUGGAAGGGCGGCUGGAGAGCACCCUCAUCAUCAUCGAAGCCCUCUCGCACCAGCUGCGCGACUGGCAGGAGAGCCAGCGGCCGCUGCCCGGCGUGGGCCCGGCCGAGCAGAGGGACGUGCUCACACAGACAGACAUCACCCACCCCAAAGGGGGUGCCUGGAGCAGGCAGUGCCUUCUGUUUCGAGGCCUCGUGGAUGCCAUGUUUCAGAGCUUGCAGGAUGAGCAGGGAGCCCUCGACCGGGAGGAGCAGGCGAGGGCCCUGGUGUCCCGGUGCCGGGCCAUGCUGGAGAGCGUGCCCGGCAAGCUGCGGAGCUGCCUGGAGGAGCGGGAUGCCAUGAGGCAGCGAGCAGACGAAGCCCUCCGAGCCAAGGAAGAGGGCGAUCGCUUCCUGGAGGCCUUCCGCGCCCACGCCAGCGCCCGGAUCAGCGCCCGCGACCAGAGCCUGGCAUCCCAGCGAGAGCUGGGCACGCUGCUGGCGGAUGCCAUCGACCAGCAGGUAUCCCUGGCUGCUGAGGCUCAGCCUUUCCGGGAAUUCAUAGACAUCACUUUUGAAAAUCUGGAGGAGGAAAGGAGAGCCCUGGAUGCGGAGCGGGAGCAGGCGAGGGCCCUGGUGUCCCGGUGCCGGGCCGUGCUGGAGAGCGUGCCCGGCAAGCUGCGGAGCUGCCUGGAGGAGCGGGAUGCCACGAGGCAGCAAGCGGACAAAGCUCAUCAAGCCAAGGAGGAGGCGUCCUGCCAGCUGGAGGAGACCUCGGUGGCCCUGCGGGACUCAGUGGCUCAGCUAGAGCAGCUGACGGUGGCCAACUCGCGCCUCAGCGCAGAUCUGAGCUCCCUGAUGACGAAUCUGGCCAACCUGGAGCAGGAGCGGGAUGCGCUGCAGCAGGAGAAUGAGAAGCAGUGGGAGGAGAUGGCCUGGCUGGCACGGCAGAGGGAUACCCUGCAGCAGGAGUGCAAUGGGCUGUGCCAGGAGCUGCGGGAGGCAACUGAGUGCUGGGAGUUCCUCGACCAGGAGAACCGCAUGUCCCGCACGCAGCUGCUGGAGGUGGAGGCCAGGCUGAAGUCCUCGCUGGCCACCCUGCAGGAGCGCAGCCUGCAGUACGAGGAGCUGAUGGACUCCCACCAGCGCCUGCGGGAAGAGCAGGCUGCCCUCAGCCAGGAGCUGGAAAACACCAAGGCCGAGCUCCUCAGCUUGCAGCUCAAGAGGGACAAAGUCUCCUGGUGCUCCACGGACAUCGCCGAGAGCAAGAUGCGGCUGCAGGAGCUUGCUGACUGCCUCAGGGCUGCUCUGCAAGAGGAGGUAGGAGAUGAUGCCCCAUCGAGAAGCAGAGCCUGGACACCGGCUCCACGGACGCCGGGUUGGAGGACACCGGGCUUGCAGACACCCCGCCGUGCCUGGACCCCCGCCUGCCGCACACCGGCAUGCCGCACCCCGUACCACACCGGGGGCUCCUUUGUGGGCAGCGUCCUGAAAGCGGUGUCGGGGAAAGAUGCCGAUGAAACCGCCGGAGGUGGGAGUGCAUUUACCAAGGACAAACCUGCCUCUACACCGAAGCCAACAGAGCCUGAGGACGGUCUGCUGGAGAGCGUAAAGGAGCUGAGAGCCAUUGUCUCUGACCUCACCAUGCUGAGCUCCCGCAUCCAGGAGCUGGAGCAGAGCGAGUUCAAGGCGCUACAGACAGAGAUCUCUGACCUGCGGCUCCAGCUGGAGACAGUGACAACCGAGAGCCAGGAGAAGAUGGAUGCCCAGGCUGCCACCAUUGCCAAGCUGAACAAGGCGCUGAGGGGCAAGCUAGAGAACGAGAAGGAGCUGCAGGAUGUAGUGAAACAGCAGGAAGAGAAGAUGCUGCACCUCAUCGACAAGAGUGGGGAAGUCACGAGGCUGAAGGGAGAAGUCUCGCAGCUAAAGCGCUCGCUCCAGCGUGCAGAGACAGAGGCCAAGGUGCUGUGGGAGGAGAUGCGGGGGCAGGAGCCCAAGGUGGACGCUGCCUAUGUCCAGGAGCGAGUCCUGCUGCGGCAGGAGGUGGACAAACUGCGGCUGCUGCUCCUGGAGAAAGAGGAUGAGAAUCUGCUGCUCUCCGACAAGUACCUGGAGCAGGUCCAAGGGCUGGAGCUGAGGCUCCAUCAUGCCCAGAAAGUGCUGAGGACCCACGAGGAGAUGCAGGAGAAGAUGAAAGAGGUCCUGUUGGCCGUCCCCGACGUGGCAGUGGGCUGCCAGGAGCUCCAUGGCCUGCUGCGGUACUUGGGCCUGAAGCCGGCCAGUAGCAGCAAGGAAGCCGCUGAGCCGCUAUAGCCCGUAGCA
Gavia stellata (red-throated loon) is the source of this 4329-nucleotide messenger RNA. RefSeq names its product sperm associated antigen 5 (gene SPAG5). The transcript has 23 exons. Bases 1 to 4320 code for a protein of 1439 amino acids. The record is from RefSeq and is a predicted model, not a curated record. Gene Ontology annotation, biological process: cell division; regulation of attachment of spindle microtubules to kinetochore. NCBI's taxonomy places the organism in Eukaryota, Metazoa, Chordata, Aves, Gaviiformes, Gaviidae.